Messenger RNA from Siniperca chuatsi (mandarin fish), 3332 nucleotides. Its product is annotated as nucleolysin TIA-1-like. Bases 408 to 1454 code for a protein of 348 amino acids. The transcript is spliced from 12 exons. Gene Ontology annotation, molecular function: mRNA binding. The record is from RefSeq and is a predicted model, not a curated record. Gene Ontology annotation, cellular component: cytosol. NCBI's taxonomy places the organism in Eukaryota, Metazoa, Chordata, Actinopteri, Centrarchiformes, Sinipercidae.
UUAUUCAGGGCGCACUUAGUCCUAAAACGUCCCUUUCUCUGGCAUGGAGCGAUUGGACCUUAGACUUAUUUAGAAAUACAACAAUUAUAUGUUGUUUAGCGCGGGCUUUCGAUAAACACAAUCUAGCACGACUUAAUAAAAACUAAAAAACAUCGUAAUGAUGUAACCUCUGGUAAAUUCGUUAAUGCUAGCUAGCUAAUUCCAGAAAAAUCUUUUAAAUUAACGCGUCGGUUCACACUGUUUAGUGUGUCUUGUGUGUGCCGAAUGAAACGGUGACUUGCUGAUAAUAGCCUAAUGUAUCAGAGACUGCUCUACACUGCAAGUAUGUGGGAAAUCUGUCCAGGGACGUGACAGAGGCCCUCAUCUUGGAGUUGUUUAGCCAGAUUGGACCCUGCAAGAGCUGUAAAAUGAUAGUAGAUACAGCAGGUCACGAUCCGUACUGCUUUGUGGAGUUCUAUGAGCAUAGACAUGCCACUGCCACAAUUGCAGCCAUGAAUGGUCGGAAAAUACUGGGUAAGGAGGUCAAGGUCAACUGGGCCACGACGCCAACCAGCCAAAAGAAAGACACAAGCAGUCACUUCCAUGUCUUUGUUGGAGAUCUAAGUCCUGAAAUUACCACAGAUGACAUAAAAGCAGCUUUUGCUCCAUUUGGGAAAAUAUCGGAUUGUCGAGUGGUGAAAGACAUGGCCACAGGUAAAUCUAAAGGCUAUGGCUUUGUCUCCUUCUUCAACAAAUGGGAUGCAGAGAAUGCCAUACAGCAGAUGGGAGGACAGUGGUUGGGAGGCAGGCAGAUCAGGACCAACUGGGCCACAAGGAAGCCUGCUCCUAAAACUACAAAUGAAACAACCAAUACCAAGCAGCUAUCUUUCGAUGAGGUGGUUAACCAGUCUAGCCCCAGCAACUGCACCGUCUACUGCGGGGGAGUCACAACAGGUCUCACAGAGCAAACUAUGAGACAGACCUUCUCACCUUUCGGGCAAAUAAUGGAAAUCCGAGUUUUCCCAGACAAAGGCUACUCGUUUGUGAGGUUCAACUCCCAUGAAGCAGCAGCUCAUGCCAUUGUUUCUGUCAAUGGCACAUCCAUAGAGGGCUAUGUUGUUAAGUGUUACUGGGGCAAAGAAACAACAGACAUGGUUAGCCCCAUUCAGCAGGUACAGAUGCCACAGCAGAACACGGUGAGCUUCGCAGCGCAGCCCUACAGUCAGUGGGGUCAGUGGUACAGCAACACACAGCAGAUUGGUCAGUAUGUGCCCAAUGGAUGGCAGGUGCCAAGCUAUGGAGUCUAUGGACAGACCUGGGAUCAGCAGGGCUACAAUCAUUUACAUGCUGGUGCCGGGUGGACUGGUGUGGGCGCUGUGAGCAACGGGGGCAUGGUGGAGCCCGGGCAGGGAGUCAACGGGACGGUGCUAACCAACCAGGCUGGCAUGAGCACUGCUGGCUACCACACCCACUGAUCACAGUAGCCCUCUUCUAAGCCUCUGAGGCCACAAGGAUGAUACUCUGCUGGGGAAAGGAGUGCAUUAGAUGUGCUCUAUCUGUUACCACACAAAUUUAUUCUGUUAGUGAGGCUGGUACACCAUUGUAUCAACCUUACCAGCCCACAACCUCACCCACUGCCCAAAUCUGCAAGUGUAACGAAGACAACCCACUCCAGAACACUUUUAAAAACAGCUACUGCUAAUGCACCUUGCAUUCUAGGGCCCAUUUUAUUGUUUGGCGUAUUUUUGUAAUGCCUGCAGAUAACUGGCCAAAUGUAAAUUAUACGACCAUGUCAAGAUAUUUCUAGCACAGCCACAUUUUAGUUUAAAAGGAGGAAUUGUUCAGCUAAUUAAAUCUGUAGUAAAACACCAUGUUCUGUUUGUUUUCAGCCCCUCAGAGCCAAAGAGCAAGGGCAGGAUUUUAUACCAAUGUUUAACAAUCAUACAGGGAGAAGAGGCGGCCAACUUUGCCACAGAAAGCACUCAAUAGUCCAUAGUAAUGCAAUGUAUUGAGUCAGGGGUAUGUUUUUUUUUUUUUUUUUUAGUUUUUAAUUUUUUCUCAAUUGGAACCUCUUGCUCUCACUGUUCUGGUCUGUCCACCUGUUACUGAAGUGAAAUAAGUCUAAGCAAGUUCUCAGGGUGUUGUCAAGUCAUUCUGUGAAACGUAGGAAAUCACUGAGUAGAAGUAGGCAGGUUUAGGGAAAGUGGACACCACAAAACAAAUAAAUUUCACCGCUCCUUCACUUUGUCUCCCAGAACGGACUGAACAGACCGAGAAUCCAGUCUGCGGAUAAGAAACGCGCGUGUGUGUAUGUGUGUGUGCGCGCGCUUGCGUGUGUGCAUGAACUGAUGCUUUUACACACAAGACAACGUCCAGUUCAUCUUCCCCUGAAACAGAAAGGACUGCGCCAUCUUUUUUUUUUUUUUGCGGCCAUUUUCUUUCUUUCUUUUUUGUUUUGAGCGACUUUAAAAUGUUGACAUUGUAUAAAGAGCUUUCUGCCUUUUUUGUGUUUCAUUUCGGGACUGUCUUAUAAAGAAAUGUUGCAGUGACACCAUCGAAUCAUGUGGCACGUGAGACCUUUUUUAUGUUUGUUUAUAAAACAUUAAGUGGCUGUCAACUGUCAACUUUAUUUUUUUUCAAUUAGAUUUUCAAUAUCUCAAAUAAAUCAAUUGCAGGGAUUACUGCCACUCUUAUCUUACUUAUAGGCAGACAAAUAUUGCACAAAUACUUAAGGUUACCUUUUCACAAAAUUUGAAAUAAUAGGGUUUUUUUUAUGUUUUUUUGCAUUCCACUUUCUUUUGUAAUUUCCUUUGGAGGUUUUAUGUAACAGUCUGUUCAAUUGUACUGAUUCUGUAUAAAGAAAACAUGUUAAUUAAGGAAGCCUGCUAGCUUCUGGUUGGGGUAAUGGCUUCCAGAAACAGCUGUUUGACAGUAGCAUCCCUGUCCAGUGCUGGUCCGUGUACAGUAGAGACAGUGCAACAUUUGAUUCUUCCAGAGGCUUGGAGGACAAGCAGCAUUGCUAUGCAAUGCAGAAGCCUUUCAAUUGACAAGUAAUACAUCAUUUAAGUUAUUCCGUUGUACACCUAAAUAACGAUUGUUUUUAUAGAUUAAGAAACCUUAUAAGGAUCAGAUUUUUGCACUGUGGCCACCAUCGUUUUUAAUAGUUAAAAAAAAUCCAUUGUGUUGCCUUAUUAUCAGUGAGUUACUUUUAAUUUAACCAAAAAUCAUCCAAGAGUAGGCGGUGCCUAAGAAUGUUUUCAACCUAUGUUUUGGCAAGAGAAGUUCUGUUGAUGCUUCAGUAACAUGGUUUGAGUUUUUGCUUUGUCCCAUUAAAAUGCUGAUGCUUAAAACAG